AUGGUUUUCUGGCGUUUGUUGCUGGAAUAUCAAGCAGAAGCCUUGCUUCCUGACUCGUUUGUGGAACUGAUGUCAUUGAGACGCCUGUUAGUCUUUUUGAAUGUUCGUUUUGGAGGGAUUGGAGCUAUUCCACAUCGCCAUGUACUAAGCGGUCGAGUAUUAAACGAAUACGCCGAGCUGCACUCGAUGGAGCAACGUGACGGUGUGCGAGCGAUUCAGAAUCGAAGUGGUGGAAGAGUAAGCUACUUGUCGGAUAUGUGGGAAACGAUUGCGAAACUGCAUGUGCUGGAUUGUGCAAUUGCAUUGUUUGGACAGAUUUUGACUUACGAUUUAAAGGCUACUGGCGAUUGA
This is a messenger RNA of Phytophthora nicotianae INRA-310, 351 nucleotides long. RefSeq lists its product as hypothetical. Lineage: Eukaryota; Oomycota; Peronosporomycetes; Peronosporales; Peronosporaceae. Bases 1 to 351 code for a protein of 116 amino acids. The transcript has a single exon. The record is from RefSeq and is a predicted model, not a curated record.